This is a messenger RNA of Octopus bimaculoides (California two-spot octopus), 3980 nucleotides long. RefSeq lists its product as uncharacterized. Gene Ontology annotation, molecular function: phosphoric diester hydrolase activity. NCBI's taxonomy places the organism in Eukaryota, Metazoa, Mollusca, Cephalopoda, Octopoda, Octopodidae. The record is from RefSeq and is a predicted model, not a curated record. Gene Ontology annotation, cellular component: nucleus. Gene Ontology annotation, biological process: DNA repair.
UAUUUAUAUUAAUUUAGUUUGUGCAAUCGAUGUCGAAAGCAGUUUAGUGAGAUCUGUGUGUGAGUGUGUAUGUGUAGUAUUUUAAAUAAUUACAUUCACACACCAACGUCGCAUGUCAGUUGUGUGGUACUGUAUAUGGUUAAAUCUACCCUACUGCGAACCAGUCACAGUUUCACUCAGGUUCUGAGUUGACUUUGCUUAAUAAAGCAGUGCAUGACAUAUCUGACUCGGAUGCAACUGAAGAACCAGAGUCUCUCCCAGACUCAGAACCUGACUCUGAUGUUACAGUUGAUCGUGAUAACUUAGCAUACAAUAGUGGUCAAGAUCUCUUUUCUGACUAUUCCAAUAACUCUUUUGAUAGGGCAGACACUGAAGUCGCACCUUGUCUAUCUACAGAACAUUUAAAAAUAAUGUCUUCAAAAAAAUCCAGACAAGAAACACAUGCAAUUUCUGAAAGUGAUUCUGACUCAGAAAGCGAACAAAAUUCUAGAACUAAAUACAAUUCCAAGCACCAUGUCCAGAAGUUAUCUAGUUCUGUCAAAGUCGAUUCCAGAAAGCAUCACAAUCCCUGCCGUGAGAAUGGCUCUCGGUCUUCUUCACAUGAAUCCAGACAGAAAACUAAUAAAACAAAUCAUCAUACUCUUCAACAUAGCUCUUCUUCAUCUUCAAAAGAUAGUUCUAAUUCUUCUAAAAAAUCAUCCCAUAAACCUGAUAGUUCAGCUGUUAACGGGUCAGAAUUAUUUUCAAAUCCAGUAAAUUUAGGUUAUCGUUCGUCUUCUCUGACCAGCCAAUCAAACAAUUCAUUGACAUCAAAGAAGACAUCACAUUGUUCUCCUACUCCUCCUCCUAAGAAAACAUCCCACACAGAAAAGGCUACUAAUCAAAAUAAUACUUCAUCUUCUUUGAACUCAAAACUGCAUGAUAUUUUUGGAAGUGAUUCUGAUGAAGAUUUUGUUGUAAAUAACAAUUCUAGUGAUAGCGAGAACGACAGCAGUAGCAACAGUGAUGUAAAUGGCAACUCACCAGAUACAAACUACCAUAGUCCUAUGACACAUUCAUCAUCAAGUCAUCAUAAAAUGUCACCGUCAUCUUCACAUUCAUCUUCUUCAUCUCCUGCAUCAAGUUCUUCAGAUGAUGAUGAUAACUCAGGCAUUGAUAAACAUUCGCCAAAAUCUAAAAUCAAAAGUGUUAAGUCAGAUAGUUCUGACAUUUCCCCCAAAUCCUCCAAAACAAACUCUUUAGGUAAAAGCUCUGUCACAUCAACAACUAAAACUGCCUUAGACAAAUUGGUUUCAUCAUCUGAAGACAGUGAAACUGUUAAAAGGAAACGGCCAGCCACACCAACCAAACCUAUUUGCAAGUUUGGAACUGCUUGUACAAGAAAAAAUCCUACACAUUGGGAGGACUUUGAGCACCAUGAGAUUGAGGAGAAAAAACCUGUCAAGAAACAAAAAGCAGAUAAUGACUCUGCCGCCACUGCUUCGGUGUCCAAGUCUCCUGUUGCCCCGCCAACUCCAGAGAAAAAGUCACAAUCAGGUGAUAAGACAAUGAGCUUAGAAAAGUCUAUCCGUACAACAUACCGUGAGGGUCAACCUUUCAGCUUCUUUCUUACUCGUGUUAAAGGGAUUAGUUCACAGUACAAUUCUUCCUUUGUUAUGGGAAUUUCUGAUAUUUUGUCAUCAGCAUUUGGUAACCUUCAGGCAUCAUGUCAGUUUAAUUACAUGUUUGAUAUCAAGUGGCUGAUGCAGCAAUAUGCUCCAGAAUUCCGGCAAAAACCUGUUCUAAUAGUCCAUGGGUUUAAAGGUUCUGAGAUGACUGGUUUACAGAAUGAUGCAUCUAAAUUUUCCAGUGUGUCAUUAUGUCAAAUGGAGAAGCCAUGUAUCUCCUCUUCAGCAUGAUCAUUUCCUGUCAUUCUAUCAUACAUCCAUCUCCUUCAAAGCUAUACUCCACUCAGUUGAGGGGUUUCAGCUUGCAAGUACCUGAUAACCUCACCAGUGCUGAUGCUACAUAAAAUGCAUCCGAUACAUUCUGUAAAGUAGUUGGCAUUAGGAAGAGCAUCCAAUUGUAGAAGCCUUGCCAAAGCAGACAUUAGAGCUCAACAUAGUCCUCUGGUUUGUUAGUUCCUGUCAAACCAUUCAUUCAAUGUCAGCAUAGAAAAUGGACAUUAAAUACUGAUGAUGGUGAAGAAUGGGGAAAGUAAAUUUACUAAUAAUUUGAAGACGAUUUGCUCUUUACUAUGUAUUUCUAAUCUUUAUUUAUAAAUUCCAGUUUUCAUAUUAAUAUAUGUAACUGAAAGUCAAAGUUUGUGACUUUUAAAGAUAAUGAAAUUUAGAGCACUUAUAUGACAUCUGUUCCCAAUAAUCUAUCACAGAGGUGAUGAACUUUAUACUCAUCUGAAGGCUAAGUACAGCUUUCUGAAAACAGUGUAACAUUUGAGGGAAAAAACAUUAUAGUAGAAUAUAUCUUUCUUGAUUACAUAAAUUUCAACUAAUAGAGAAUGUUAGAAACAUCUACUGUUUUUCUUAGUCAGUUUAGUAUAUAGUGUAAACAUUCAAACAUCAUCGCUAUCUUUUCAAAUCUUGCUGCAAUCACAUGUCAUUUUUUGGUCUUCCAAAGUUGUCUUAGAUAAGUCAAGUUACCUUUUUUUGGCUGUAAACUUUGGUCUGAAAAUUCUGACUUAUAUGCUGGAAAAUACAAUAUCUUUUAUCUUUUACUUGUUUCAGUCAUUAAACUGUGGCCAUGCUUGACAAAUUUUAAUUGAACUUCUUGAUUCCAGCACUUAUCGAUUUGUAAAGCCUGGUACUUACUCUAUCAGUCUCUCUUGCUGAACUGCUAAGGUAUAGGGAUGUAAUCACACCAACAGCAGUUGUCAAGUGAUGGUGGGAGAUACACACACACACACACACACACACACAUGAUGGGCUUCCAGUUUCUGUCUUCUAGAUGCACUCACAAAGCUUUGGUUGGUCCAAAGCUAUAGUAGAAAACACUUGCCCAAGGUGCCACACUGUGAGACUGAACCCUGAACCAUGUGGUUGGGAAGCAAACUUCUGACCAUACAGCCAUGCCUGUACCUAUUUCUUUACACUUGUAAUUAUUUGUUUACAAUUGUGUUUUAAGAAUAGAAAUCUGAAAAUUUCUGUUAGAGUUCUUUUCAUCAAGUUGCUUAUUCUGAUUCUCUACCAUUUCUACAUUUUGUUAGAGUAUUUAUGAAUCAUUAUAUUUUAUAAAAUAACAAGUUUAUUAGUAUAAAAGUGUUUCUGAAAAGUGGCCCUUGUCAGAUGGUAGUAGUAAACUUCAGUGUGGCCUUCCAACAUCAAAUGGUUCUUCAUCUCAGCUCUACCACAUUGCUUCUUUGUUCAUUCACUUAAUGUCUGGAUGAAGGUGGGAGUGGUUAAUUUUAAGGCAGGAUGUUAUGGCUGGGUGCAGUUUUUGUCACCAAAUCUUACCUGUUUUUAAGUAGGAGUUUUUUUCAUUCCAGAAGUCUUUGAAAGUGCAGAACAGUCUGUCAUAAUAUCAGCAAGAUAUGUUGACCACUGGUUUGCUUAACCCUUUUGUUACCAACCCGGCUGAAACCAGCUCUGGCUCUGUAGUACAAAUGUCUUGUUUCCAUAAGUUUUGAAUUAAAAUCUUCCACCAAACAUUAGUCACAAUUUAUGUUCCUAACACUAGCUUAAUGAUAACUAAGUUAUUUUACUAAAUUCUUUGUUAUAUUUAAAAUGAUUAAAAAAAACACAGAGCAUCUCAAAAUAAAUACAGUAACGAAAGGGUUAAGUGGUGAUAAUAUGGAAUAAUCAACAUUCAUGCACACUCUCUCUCAGGGGCUGUUAGCUUAAUGGUAGCUGAUAUCUGAGAAGUAUUGGUUUGACUCCUGCAGCUGACUGCUGGCAACCUUUUUCUGUCCUGUAUGAGUUAAUACCCAAUCUUUCUCAGCUGUACUUACAGCUUUACUACAUUCAAAAUUUACUUUCUUGUCUGCA